Humulus lupulus (European hop) is the source of this 1310-nucleotide messenger RNA. RefSeq names its product ras-related protein Rab11C. Gene Ontology annotation, cellular component: endosome. The coding region runs from base 274 to 924 and encodes 216 amino acids. Gene Ontology annotation, molecular function: GTP binding; GTPase activity. The record is from RefSeq and is a predicted model, not a curated record. NCBI's taxonomy places the organism in Eukaryota, Viridiplantae, Streptophyta, Magnoliopsida, Rosales, Cannabaceae. The transcript is spliced from 3 exons.
GAUUUUCUCUCAUCGGUCUUUCCGUUUCUCUGCUCUCAUUGGCCAAAUGUUAUUAUUACGUUACCGCUUUCACUAUAUAAUCUUCUUCUUCUCCGCGUUGAAGAGUUGAACUGUCCUCCAAUUCGUACAGUUACUCUACCAAUUUUCAAACGAAACCUCCAUAGCCCGAGUCUCUCAGGGAGACUCAUCGCCAUCCCCGUCUUCCGAUAUCUCAUUCUCUCCUCGAUCUUUCCGCGCCACUAGAGGUUCCAGAGAUCGGAGGAGAAAGGGAUUAUGGCUCAUAGAGUAGACCAUGAAUACGAUUACUUGUUCAAGAUCGUGCUUAUCGGAGACUCAGGCGUUGGAAAAUCCAACAUUCUUUCGAGGUAUACCAGAAACGAGUUUUGCUUGGAAUCGAAAUCCACCAUCGGCGUUGAGUUCGCUACCAGAACUCUCCAGGUAGAAGGAAAGACGGUUAAGGCACAAAUCUGGGAUACAGCAGGUCAGGAGAGGUACCGCGCUAUCACCAGUGCUUACUACAGAGGUGCAGUUGGUGCACUGCUUGUGUAUGACAUAACUAAGAGACAAACUUUUGACAAUGUCCAGAGGUGGCUGCGUGAGUUGAGGGACCACGCAGAUUCUAACAUUGUCAUCAUGAUGGCCGGAAAUAAGUCAGACUUAAACCAUCUUAGAGCUGUUUCAGAAGAUGAUGGUCAGUCCUUGGCUGAGAAGGAAGGCCUUUCAUUUCUUGAGACAUCGGCACUGGAAGCAACUAAUAUUGAGAAGGCAUUCCAGACCAUUUUGACAGAAAUUUACCACAUCAUAAGCAAAAAAGCCUUGGCAGCUCAAGAAGCAGCCACAAAUACUGCACUUCCUGGUCAAGGAACCUCUAUAAAUGUUAACGAAGCUUCUGGGAAUGCAAAGAAAAGUUGCUGCUCCACUUGAGUGGAUAUUUUUGGGAAAGAAAAGAUUUGCUAGGUGGAAGAUAAUUUUCUUCUUCUUCUUCUUUUUUUUUUGGUUGAGAGAGAGUCCUGUAGAAUACAAUUUUUACUUCAUUGAGUUGUGACAGGGAAGCUUGUGAAAAUUAAAACAAACAGUUGAUCUAUAGUUCUAUUUUGAUGGUUGGCUCUUCCUUAUGCACCAUUGCUUUCUGUCGCUUUAGAAAGUGACACUCUGACUGGUACUGUAAUGUUGUUGGAAUAUGGCAUAUCUCAACUUGAAAGAAAGAAUGGAGCAGAAGAGCCCUCUAUGUCUAGUGCUUUACUCUGGUGGGUUUUGUUUAUUGAGUCAAACCCUAACUUGUAAUAAAAGCUUCUUACUUUUAAGACCAA